This is a messenger RNA of Coprinopsis cinerea okayama7#130, 1158 nucleotides long. RefSeq names its product other/FunK1 protein kinase. The transcript has 3 exons. The coding region runs from base 1 to 1158 and encodes 385 amino acids. Gene Ontology annotation, biological process: protein phosphorylation. The record is from RefSeq and is a predicted model, not a curated record. NCBI's taxonomy places the organism in Eukaryota, Fungi, Basidiomycota, Agaricomycetes, Agaricales, Psathyrellaceae. Gene Ontology annotation, molecular function: protein kinase activity.
AUGCAAAGUGCGAAGCCUCUGUUCAAGGGUUGGGACCCCCGUGGCUACGGAAUAACGUGCUGGAACAUCGAGGGGACGGUGGACGGCAGCAUGGAAGAGUUGCUGAUCAAGGACAGUUGGAUCUCAGAGGGGUGGACACCGGAGUAUGGUUGCUUCGAAGAUGCCGCUGGCACACCUGGCAUUGCCGCGCUGGUGGACUGGGAGGACUGUGUCCAACUUCGCCAUGAAGGGAGCCAGAAGCCAAAAUCCAUCUGGAAUCGUACCAAGCGCAGACUCGUCUCUAGUCGGUAUGGGUCUCCGGUCUGCAACUUCAAGACGGACUUGGAGUUCCUCUGUGUAGUCUCUGAUGCCAUUGACACUCAUGAGGAACUCGUCGAGCAAGACAUCUUGCAUUGGGAUAUCAGCACUGCCAAUAUUCUCGUCAUCAGGAGCCCGACAAUUCCGUGGCAUAGCAUCUUAAUCGACCUUGACUUGGCCGUAAUGCCACCCUCUGUGGAAAGAGCGCCUGUUAAUUGUAGAACAGGAACUCGCGAAUCUCAAUCCAUAAAUGUCCUGGAUCGUUCAAGGAUGGGUGUGCCGACACUCCCUCAUUCCUACCUGGACGACUUGGAAUCGUUCUUCUGGGUCUUCUGCAUAAUCGUCACUGGGUACGACUGCAACGGAAAGCGGGUAGAACCUCCUCCUGAGUGUAUCCAAGGCUGGAGGAACGCAGAUAAGCAUGCUGCUAACGCCAAAAUGGCCUUUCUCUUUGCACCCCCCUUAGCUCCCGUCGAUCUCACCUGGGGAAAGCAGGUUCAGCGGCUGUUCUGGGAUCUCCGCAGGUUCUUCAUGGAUAUGACUUUACUCGUUUCUGAUGUUGCCGCUGGGCGAUCGGAAAUGACGAUGGAGGAACUCUUCAGCAAGCGCGUCGAACAUUAUAAAACUGUUCGCGGCCACAUCAAGAAAGCUAUCGACGCUAUCAAAGCAGAAGAGAAAAACGACCAUCCGAACAUUUUACAUCGGGGGAGUCAGAGCCCAAGCGUCGUCGCUCUGAGCGCUAGUGGGGCAGGGAGGAGGACACCGCGGUGUGACCAAUUCGAAGGGCGGGGUCACCGGGGUGCAUGCUCAGGGAAGGGAUACGCACUCCUGCACGCAGCUUCCAGCGUCGGUCGAACAUGA